AUGUCGAAUGAAGACCAUCAAUCAAAGACGAGCAAGAAGGGUUCGCCUAGUAUUCGCCAGACCCUCACUAAGGGGAUCUUUCGGCCUAAGUUAAAAGUUCCUUCACGAGCAGUUGAAUCUUCCAAAACAAUAGGUACACAAAACCAAGAGCUUUCGGAAGUAUCUCAGGAAUCAUCAAUAUCAGCCACUGCUAGGCAAUGGUCAGUUACGCUUGCAGCUCAACCACACAUAAAAGAUGGAUUUGAAAAUUUGCGAAAAGCUAUCAACGAAUACAAUGUCGAAGCCUCCCAGCAGCAACGUCAUCUAGUCGAUCAUGAAAAUGUACGGCUAGAAGAAGUGCGAAAGAUAGCAGAAGGGAUCCAAUCAGAUUGUGAGCGAGAGAACUCCGGGAAGAAGAUUCGAUCUACUAUGAAAAAUGGGCUGAGAAAGUUCUGCGAAACAUCACUCUAUUACUCCUCAAUCAUGGAUGUAUUAAUCCAACAAAAUCCUGAAUGGGUGAGUUUAGCAUGGGGAACAGUUAAGUUUUUGUUGAUGGUGCCUGUUGAAUAUCAGCGCGUUAAGGAAAAUAUUGCGACAAAUCUCGGCAGUCUUGGGGAUAAAUUUGCCGUCGUCCACAUAUUCACACAGUUCUUCCCAAGCGCCAAUAUUAUCAAUGCAACAGCCGCCAUGUAUGCAGCAUUUGCCGAGUUCCUGGAGACAUCUGUUCGUUGGCUCAAUGAUAAUUUAUUCAAACGCAUCAUCAAGUCGACCUUUCGCCCAUUCGAUACAAGUUUGAAACCAAUUUUAGAGAAGAUAAACCAGAGCUAUGGGGUCCUCAGGGAGCAUGUAGAAGCUCAGAGACUCAUUAGAGAUUUCCAACAUAACCAGCAACAUCAAAAAGACUUGGCGGCCUUAAAGACGUCUGCUGGCACAACGGACCAAAAACUGUCAAGGGUUUUGCAGAUAUUAGAAGGGUUGAUAUUGGAACAAGAACAACCAAAGGACCUCCAAGUCUCUACGAGAUUUAAUACGCCUAAAAAAAUGCCCAAGCAGCAAAAGCCAGGCGUAUAUAUCCUCCCUGCAUUAGGUCCGAUGAAAAUGUUUACCUUAGGUCUCGAACCCAUGGAACACGACUUCGAUUUGAUGAAGCACAGGCAAGCAUCGUUUCCAAUCAUGCAGUCUUACGAAGGUAUAAACAUCUUACGGCGUGGAGAUUUCAGAGGGUGGAUUAGCAGUACUUCAUCUAGCCUCCUUUGGAUAGACGGGUACGAGAAACCAGGUCGGCCGAGUUGGCUUGGUGAUCUAGCCCUAUGUGUUACGCAAGCAGCAUUUAUAUCUGGCUAUGAGGCCCUAUACACCUUCAACAGCCUCCGAUUCCACGAUUCCGAGAAAUUUACAGCGCGGACAUUGAUACAGAGAUUAUCUAACCAUCUCCUAUGCAAAUUUCCGGAGAUUUAUGAAACCGGUGACACCGACCUUCUCUGUCCCGAGAUAUUUCUUGCAGCGCAGACGGAUAUUAGAUUGUCGUGGAAGAUCUUUGUCGAGUGUCUCGCUGCUCUUAAGUCCGUUGCAGUGUACAUCGUGAUAGAAGCUAUUGAUAGAAUACAGCUUCUACCAGAAAACCAAGACGAAUUUCUGUUUGUUUUGCAGCAUCUAUCCCAGCUCGCAACCCCAGGUGCCGUCAAGAACAAGGUGAUCAAGGUUAUGAUUACAUCAACUAAGCCCGAUGCUGGUUUCGACUUUAUUUUUAGAGAAACUAGAAGAGGGGACGCACAAGAUAAGGACGCUCAUGUUUUGAUCCGAGUAUCUCCUGCAGCAGCAAGGAGUAGAAAGCAGAGGUCGAUACCAGGAGUGAAGAGGAGAAUCCGGAUUCCCAGUAACAGCCACGCUGGAGAAGGAUUCGACUUUCAUUGCGAGAAAAUUCUUAGUGACAGCGAUUUCAUCCCAGAACCAGAUGAUAUAGAAACAGAGAAUAUCUCUGAUUCCGAAAAAAGUGUUAUCCAACCAAUGGAAUUCGAUGAGGAUUUCGAUAUUUUCGAUGAGAUGAUAGAAUCCAGCCAAGACAAGAAUCAGGGGUCAGAUGAAGUAUCGGAUUUUUCAUCUUUACGGGAUGUGGAUUCAAAUCAAACACGUUCCAGGAUUGCUUCUAAUAGUUCUGCUAUGAGUUCGGAUGGUUCGCUGGACAUAUUUGGAGUGAUAUAA
Annulohypoxylon maeteangense is the source of this 2181-nucleotide messenger RNA. RefSeq lists its product as uncharacterized. The transcript is spliced from 4 exons. The record is from RefSeq and is a predicted model, not a curated record. Lineage: Eukaryota; Fungi; Ascomycota; Sordariomycetes; Xylariales; Hypoxylaceae. Bases 1 to 2181 code for a protein of 726 amino acids.